GCGGCGGCGGCGGCAGGAGCUGCAGGAGGAGGAGGAGGCGCCGCGGCGGUUUGGUACCGAGCGGAGAGGGAGAUGCACACGGCACUCGAGUGAGGAAACAGAGAUGAAGGUACACAUGCACACAAAAUUUUGCAUCGUUUGUUUGCUGACAUUUAUCUUUCAUCAGUGCAAUCAUUGCCAUAAAGAUGGACGUGACCGUGGUCCUGAAGAGGGACACGAAGACCACCAUAACUGCUAUCAGAUCUCAGAGACACCCUACCACCAGACUGCGGGAUCGGAAUCCAUGCCGAGUAAAUUUUCAACAUCGGAAGCUGAAAAGGAACAGAAAUACUACAUUGAAAAAAUCUUUGAUCGUUACGGUGAAAAUGGAAGAUUAUCCUUUUUUGGCCUGGAGAAACUGUUAACGAGCCUUGGUUUAGGAGAAGUAAAAGUAGUAGUGAUAAAUCAUGAUGAUAUUGGCCACGAUCAUGUUUCUCACCUAUAUGCUUUAGAAGUACAGGAAGGAAAGCAUUUGCACUCUCAUAACCAUCCUCAUAGCCACUCCGAUUCAGAAAACCAAACCGUGGUUGGUAUGGCUGAAAAGAAAAAUCAUAAAUGUAACUCUGAGAGAGAGGCAGUAGUGUCAUCUAUAAAAGGUGAUGGUAAACGUAUUCACGACCAGAGUCACCAUCACCAUCAUCACCACCCUCAUCCGCAUCAUCAUCUCGACCAUAACGGUACGCAUCAUUCUCGUAAUGAUUCAGUUACUCACAGUGAUCACGGAGAGCAGAAUCACGGGCCUUCCACAGAAACCAACACGACCCAGGAUCAGCGUGAAAGAAAACAGCGGAAACAGAAGAAGAAACGAAAGAAAAUUAGUGAGACUUCAGGAGAUAAUACUCAAGACUGUCCUCCGAACCAUCACCUAGGUGAUCAGUGUGAGCACAAUCGUGUUCAUAAACACGAUCAUGUACACGAUGCGUCUCACUUUCAUGCGCACCAUCGUGAACACAGUGGCGAUCUUUCCACUAAUCACGGACAUCAGGAUUCCGGCCUGGGUAGUGAGGAUGGUCAUCACCAUACCAGCAAGCGAGAGGCACCUUGUAAGCACACAGGUGUACGAAAACACACUAUUUCAGCACGUGGUCAUAAGGAUCGUAAUGAAGACGAACGCGAUUGUGAAGAGUGCUUAAAUGUUACUCAGCUGCUACGACGCUACGGUCUGGAAACCAGCUCUCAAAUAUCUCCUGAAUUUUUUAUAUAUAUGUGUCCUGCUCUGCUAUACCAGAUUGACAGAAGGCUUUGUAUUGUACAUUACGAUGAGCUUGAAGAUCUUGUGAAAAGUAAAACUGCAUCAAUUGAGAGCGAAGAUAAAACAGGCGCUUCAGCCUGGGUUUGUGGUAUCAUCUCUAUCACCGUCAUUAGCCUGCUUUCCUUGCUAGGUGUGAUCUUGAUUCCCAUCAUUAACCAAUGGUGCUUCAAAUUUCUUCUAACUUUCUUGGUAGCUCUGGCUGUAGGAACAAUGAGCGGAGACGCUCUACUCCAUCUGUUGCCACAUUCACACGGAGGCCACAAUCACAGUCACCACCACGGCCCAGGCCACAUUCAUGAACACAAGCAUUCUCAUCGACAUGCCCAUGGACAUGGAGUAGAGAACGAAGGCUUUCUCCAAGAAAAUGAUCCAGUAUUGAAAGGUCUUGUAGCACUCGGAGGCAUUUAUGUUUUGUUCAUCAUUGAACACUGUAUAAGAAUGUACAAGCAUUACAAUAAACAAAAGAGUAAGCAGAAAUGGUGCAAGAAUAAGCAGAGUGAAGAAUCGCCAAUUGGAAGGAAACUUUCAGAUCAGAAACUAAAUAAUAGACCAGAUGCUGACUGGCUUCAGCUCAAACCCCUUGCAGGAGCAGAUGACUCUGUUCUAUCUGAAGACAGACUUAAUGAAACCGAACUGACCGACUUAGAUGGCCAGCUGGAAUCCCCUCCUAAAAACUUCUUGUCAGUAGAAGAGGAGAACAACGUGCACCAUUCUCACAACGAUGUCUUACGUGCUGCUCAAGAACACGAUCUUCAUGAUUUAGAGUAUGACAGCCACGGCGAAGAUAAGAUGAUAGCUACAAAACACAGUCACCCCUGGCAUCACAAACACUCUCAUCAUUCCCACGGCCACUGUCAUUCUGGAAAAGACCUGAAAGAUACAGGGAUAGCUAAUAUUGCUUGGAUGGUAAUCAUGGGAGAUGGCAUUCACAACUUCAGCGACGGCUUAGCAAUAGGAGCAGCUUUUAGCGCUGGUCUGACAGGAGGGAUUAGUACAUCUAUAGCAGUAUUUUGUCACGAGCUGCCCCAUGAAUUAGGUGAUUUUGCUGUGCUUCUUAAAGCUGGUAUGACAGUAAAGCAAGCUAUUGUGUACAACCUGCUGUCCGCCAUGAUGGCUUACGUAGGCAUGCUGAUCGGCACAGCGGUGGGACAGUAUGCGAAUAACAUCACCUUGUGGAUCUUCGCAGUCACUGCAGGCAUGUUCCUCUAUGUGGCGCUGGUCGAUAUGUCCUUUUCAGGUCUCGCUGAGGCGAAUGGCUGCAUAGUAGAGAAUAAAUCCUCGUGUAAAUAUAGAUGUUCUGCGGUAGCCUAUAGUUACCGGAUACCAGCUAGUUUCCUGUAAGUUCUGUGCUCAUAUUUUUUUCCUUCAUGUACUUUCACUGAAGACAGAAUGUAUAAAGGAAGGCAGUAUUUUCAUUCUGCAGUAUUUUUAUUCUUGGUCCAUUUCCUUAGGCACACAAGCAUUCAAUAUAGUCUGACUCUAAAGAAGAGCGGGAGUGCCUCUGUGUGAUACACCUGAAAAUGCACUGAGUUCUUACAACUCCUUAAUCUGCCUUCCUCUCGAAGUCCCUGUCUUCUGACACCUAAUAGGAACGGAAUUGAAUUGUUUUGCAGUUCAGCUGAGGCCCGCUAAGGGGCGACUGACCUUCUGGUAUUCUUGUGUAUGAUAGAAGUUCAUCUGAUGAGAUAGAUUUCUGUAUUGCUAAAAUUUAGUUUUCUCCUAGUUGAGAGGAGGGAGAACCUGAACUGAACUCAGGAAAUCUUACAUCCUUAAGGCUCUCUAUGACCUCAUGCUGUCACUUAUGUGGAGAUGAUUUUUGAAUUCUGUUCU
Centrocercus urophasianus (Greater sage-grouse) is the source of this 3121-nucleotide messenger RNA. RefSeq names its product solute carrier family 39 member 10 (gene SLC39A10). Gene Ontology annotation, molecular function: zinc ion transmembrane transporter activity. Gene Ontology annotation, cellular component: membrane. The record is from RefSeq and is a predicted model, not a curated record. The transcript has 10 exons. Bases 104 to 2632 code for a protein of 842 amino acids. Gene Ontology annotation, biological process: zinc ion import across plasma membrane; positive regulation of B cell receptor signaling pathway; intracellular zinc ion homeostasis. Lineage: Eukaryota; Metazoa; Chordata; Aves; Galliformes; Phasianidae.